AUGUUGAUAUCUGCCUCGCCCCCCCCAAAGGGCGUUAUGUUGAUAUCUGCCUCGCCCCCCAAAGGGCGUUAUGUUGAUAUCUGCCUCGCCCCCCCCAAAGGGCGUUAUGUUGAUAUCUGCCUCGCCCCCCCAAAGGGCGUUAUGUUGAUAUCUGCCUCGCCCCCAAAGGGCGUUAUGUUGAUAUCUGCCUCGCCCCCCAAAGGGCGUUAUGUUGAUAUCUGCCUCGCCCCCCCAAAGGGCGUUAUGUUGAUAUCUGCCUCGCCCCCAAAGGUCGUUAUGUUGAUAUCUGCCUCGCCCCCCAAAGGGCGUUAUGUUGAUAUCUGCCUCGCCCCCCAAGGGCGUUAUGUUGAUAUCUGCCUCGCCCCCAAAGGGCGUUAUGUUGAUAUCUGCCUCGCCCCCCCCAAAGGGCGUUAUGUUGAUAUCUGCCUCGCCCCCCCCAAAGGGCGUUAUGUUGAUAUCUGUCCUACCACCCAAGUUGUUAUGUUGACAUCUGUCCCCCACAAAAGGUUGUCAUGUUGA
This is a messenger RNA of Acanthosepion pharaonis, 519 nucleotides long. The record is from the annotation of a GenBank genome assembly. NCBI's taxonomy places the organism in Eukaryota, Metazoa, Mollusca, Cephalopoda, Sepiida, Sepiidae.